Messenger RNA from Suillus plorans, 2847 nucleotides. RefSeq lists its product as uncharacterized. NCBI's taxonomy places the organism in Eukaryota, Fungi, Basidiomycota, Agaricomycetes, Boletales, Suillaceae. The transcript has 6 exons. The annotation marks the transcript as partial. The record is from RefSeq and is a predicted model, not a curated record.
AAUGACUAUCUGCGCGAGUGGCAGUACAAGACCGAGGACUACUUAGACUUGCUCCUUCGGCGAGAGGGUCCACCUUCCAACAGGAUGUGCUCUGUCUGUCCAAAGGAUGGAGUCUACAGAUGUCAUGGCUGCAUGGGUGAACCGCUCUUCUGUACCCAUUGCUGUCGGACGUUUCACAGCCGCAUGCCUUUCCAUCGGAUCAGUCAAUGGACUGGGGGAUUCUUCGAAGACACUUCCUUGACCAAGAUUGGGUUUGAAGUCCACCUUGGCCAUGCAGGCGAGCCUUGCCCCGGACUGACCGAUGAGUGGUGCGACACAGAUGAUGAAGGAGACCAAUUCACAGAUGGCCCAUGGAUACCAUUGGUUAAUGAUCCUCAGAUGACUAUGGUGGUGGAUACGUCCGGGCUCCACUCCAUGAUGAUCAGAUUCUGUCAGUGCGCCGGUGCACUGAGCCCGGACAUGCAACUAUUUGAAACCGGCCUCUUCCCUGCAUCUUUUACUUCGCCGAAGACAGCAUUUACAUUUGCGGUGUUGGACGACUUCCUGCUGGACAACCUGGAAUGCGGGACAUCGGCAAUGAACUACUACAGUAAAUUAAGAAGAAUCACAUCAAGCGUGUUCCCUCAUCUGGUUCCAGACCGGUACAGAGAAUUGAUGAGGGUCGGCAGGCAGUGGAGACAAGUGAAGCAGCUCAAGUGGCAUGGGUUUGGCCAUGAGAAGCGAAAGCCGAAGGCAGGGGAGCUUGCACUCUUCUGUCCUGCAUGUCCUCAGCCCGGUGUAAACCUCAGUAUGUCAGACAGAAAUGGAUCCGACCCUGCAUGGCUAUAUUCCAGAUCUUUGGUCAUGGAUGGCAAUUUCAAGGCCGAGCAUUUACAUCCCACCAAUCCGACCGAUGAAGUGGCAUUGACUGACGGCUUGGGCUUCAUGGUCAGCGACGCCCAAUACAAAAUGCAUCUAUCCCAGGCGCAGGACAUUGUACAAAGGUCAGACUGUAAUAACCACCGAGCAGUCAACCAAGCAAAUGCUUCCCGCCACCGGCUGGAAGCCACAGGGAUAGGAGGGUGUGCUUGCGCGAGACACGGGUGUUUUGUCCCUCAUUCAAUGGUGGACUUUCAGAAGGGGGAAAGACAAAUGAAUAUGGAUUACGCGCUGUGUCAAGCUCUGGGGUACAACACCGAUGGUAUUGAUCGGGCAUUGACUUUCUAUGACAUCAAUUGUCAAUACAACAAGCAUCUGAGCAAGCGGAUUGAGGACUCGCCCUAUCUUGACCUUCCAUGGGGCAUGGAGAUUAUUCCUGGCAUCGGGCUCUGGCAUGUCCACGGCCAUCAAGACAAAUGCUAUGUGCGGUAUGCAUCCAAUUUCAUAACAGGUGCCGCCAGAAUCGACGGUGAAAUCAUGGAGACCCUGUGGGCGCCCUUGAACAUCAUAUCACCGUCAGCAAGAGGGAUGUCCACCCCUCACCGAAAGGAGUGUUUGGACUUUCAGAUGAAUGAUUGCAAUUUUAUGAAGAUGAUACGCAUCAGCAAAUUCCUUUGCCGAAAAUUUAAGGAGGCCAUGCAGGGAGUCCAAGACAGCCGACAUGCAUUUGACCGGUUGAGCGAGACCGCCGAGGAUGACACCCUUGUCAAAUGGGAAGCAGAGGCCACUGCUGCUGAAGAUGACCGACUUCAUAAUCCCAGCUCCAUGGAUAUAUACGAAGUUCAGUUGACCAAAGCACCAACAAGAAAACAGCAAGAGUUGCACCUACUGAACCGUCAGGCACAAUGGCCCGCUGGUGAGAUUCACCGGGGUGCUGCAACUUGGCUGGCCUGUGGAAUGACACUGGAGGAAGUGCAAGUAGCCCUCCUGAUCGAUGUCAACAAGUUGGGGAAACGGCCGACCGACAAUCAGAAGCUGGCUAUUGCCCGGCGUUGUGACAGAUUGCAAGGUCAACUAGAUGAAUUUGUGAGGGUCGCACCGACAUUUCUUGGCAAUGAAUUCAACAGCUGCGACCAUUUGGACGGUAUGACAGUUAUGUUGGACGCAACAGAAUUGGAUUCCGUCGGAUCAUCAUCGGAGGCUCCCGAUCGGUCAGAUGAUGAAGACCAACGUAAUAUAUCGGUGGAGUUCAAUCCCGAGACCGUGGUGAUUCCAUUACCGUCAAACAUCGGAAUCGAAAGGUGCGCCGAGUGGGGCGUCUCCGACCUUGUGCUACAAGAAAUAUCCUUAAGAGAGGGCCAAGCAAACGAUGCAUUGCAUGCUGUGAGGGUCAACUUGGCCAACAAGGCUGUUCUCUUUCGCACCACGGUUCGGUCAGCAAAGUCACAAGCACGGUCGACCAGAGCAUGGGCUCGUGUGCACUCAGUUGACAGAGUUCUUAACCUCAACACACAGAUCUACGCAAAAUGCCGGAAGCAGCUCAUUAAUCUCGGUGCCGAUGACUUAUUGAUGAAGUAUCGGCUAUUGGAGAAGGCCGACCUCAAGGCCACUACCGUGGUGGCAGACCCAAAUGCCCGUGGUCAAAGAAAUAGCACAUUAGCCUGGUUUUGGUCCAUUGACGUCGAGGGGGAUUCUACCAGCAAUGACUGGAUGAAUGAAUUUUACCGUGUCCAUUGGCUCAGGACAUUGGCACUGCGAAAUCGUUGGGAAGAGGAGCUACUGCUGGUCGGUCGAGAAAUGACAUGGACGGUUGCAUUCUUUAUGCAUAAAUCUCAACAAUGGGUCCGCAGAAUGCAGGAGGCCGAUGCAAAGGACAUCAUUGGGCACCGCUGCUGUGCAGCCCGCCAGGCUAAAAUGUAUCUCCGACUAUCCCAGCAUGCAGAAGACAGCUUUGAGAGAACAAAAGGGGUGGCUGAGGUUGCGGAGUGA